Messenger RNA from Pelmatolapia mariae (spotted tilapia), 8230 nucleotides. RefSeq names its product coiled-coil domain containing 120a (gene ccdc120a). NCBI's taxonomy places the organism in Eukaryota, Metazoa, Chordata, Actinopteri, Cichliformes, Cichlidae. The record is from RefSeq and is a predicted model, not a curated record. The coding region runs from base 831 to 2708 and encodes 625 amino acids. The transcript has 11 exons.
UCGUGAAACCAGAUGAGUCGCCCCCUGCUGGUCACGGAAAGGAAGGCACUUUCAUCCAUCCUUUAUAUCCAGUAUAUGACCUUCACUAAGACGUUUUUUAAAACUUAGUUUUUGGCUGAAACGUGUUUUAUAAAUCAAGUUAUGAAAAAAGCGUGGUGUAAGCAGACUGAUGUAGGUGUGCGGAUGGAUCUGCAUCAGAAACAGUUUCCUCUGAUUAUCGUCGCGGAUGAGAGGUGAAACGUCUUCAAGCAACUUAAAGAAGUCCAGACACUUUUCUUUCCAAGCUCCUUAGACUACGAUGACCUGGAUGACUGAGAACCUUCACAGACACGUCGCGUUGUGAAACAUGAAGGGACCUCCUGCUGGAGUCGGGCGAGGGCGUGCGCAUGCCCGCCGCAUGGUGCUGGCGUCGUGAGCGCGCCUCGUGCUGCUGCUGCUGCUGCUGAUGGAGCUUCACUGAGCACAGAGAGCGGCCGCCGUGUCGAGGAGGAGGAUGAAGAGUGAUGAACAGAGUGUCGACCCUACAUGACUGAUCGGAUCGCUGCACGCGCGAGGCGACCGUCGGCGUCAUCAAUCGGCGCGCAGAGCCCAGCUGAUGUGAGGCUGAGCGCGAGCCGCAGCGGGAGACAAUCAGCUGAGCGGCACCUGGACGUUGUGACGGAGGAGCCGCAGGUGAAGGGUCAGGCCAGCAGGUCAGGAGCUCUGAAGACUGUUUGCCUCCCUCUUCAGGCCCAUUUUGGAACUGCAGCUUCACUGUCAGCUAACAGCUAACCGAGCAGUGAGACGCCUAGUUAGUGAAGCAGUCCUGUGGUUUGUGUUCUGACUGUUGGAUGGCCACAGGAGUGAACUACUGGAACUCUUAUGAACCCAGUCGCAAGGUGAGAGAGAGUGUGUGGGGAGGUGAACAGGAGUCGAGUAGUGAGGAAGGAGGAGGUGGAGAGGGCAUAUGGGACACACAAGCCAUGGAGGUCAAAGGUCAACUCAUCUCAGCACCUGACCCUCUCACCUGCCCAGACAGGAAGCAGAGGGAGCGAAUGGUGGAGCUACAGGAGAGGAGGCGGAGUCUCCAGGCGCUGCUUAGCAGCCGAUUGGCUGAGCUGAGACGCAUCUGUCUGCAGGAAGCUGAGCUGACGGGUGCAGUGCCUAGUGAUUUCCCCCUGGAGGCAGGGGAGAAGCCCCCCUGUGUUCGUAGGAGAGGUGGGACGUCCCACCACGGAAACAGGAAGUGUCGAGUAGAGGAGGAAGACGCUCAGCGUUCGAAGCCGAAGAAAAAUUUAUUCAGCGGAGCUCUGAGGAAACACAGCGACUCUGAGCACAACGCACACACGCAGACACACACACACCACGGCAAGAGGACUGUCCACAGAGGCUGCCACACAGACGACACAGUGAGGUCAGAGAGCAGCUCGACAUCAGACUCAACAGGACACGACAAUGAUGACGGUGUGUCUCAGUGUCGCCCCCUGCUGGUUUCUUCUGGGUCUCCAGUGGAGGUUUUCUAUCAGAACAGAACCAGGAGGAACUCCGUGCACAACAGAACUGAGCAUCCGGACACCCAGAAGCCCCUCCCACUGCCUCCCUCACAACCUCCUCCACCUCCCCCUCGCUCUCAGGACUCCUCUUCCUCUGGCCCCUCUGACACUGGAGCAGGAGGGGAGGCAGGACUCAAGGCUAACGCAGCUCGCCGUAGUAACAGCUCUGAUGGCCUCCUGGACCGCAUCACCCCUCCUGAGGAUGAUGUUGGGGUGCAGCAGGGGGGAUUGUGGGUAAACGGGCUGCCGGGGUCCAGAGGAACAAACACAGCCGGCGCGUAUUGGAACUCAGAGACGCUGACAGACGGACGGUCGAAGGCAAAUAAUGGAGUCAGCGAUGGGAGAGGAAAAGGGGGAGGUGCAGGGCGAGGAAGAGGAGGAGGAAGGGGAGACAGAGGAGGAAGAGGAGCGGGGUACAGCGAUGUCCUGCUGGACUAUGUUUGGGGGAAACAGCAGCAGCUGCAGAGACAGCAUUCUCAGCCCCACAGACAGCCAAUCACAUCGCAGCAGCAGCUAGUCUACAAUGGCUACUCCCAGCAGCCAUCGGGAGCCCCGCCCACCUACCGCGGCCCCCAAGGCGACCAGAGGCGGGUCACGGUAACCCGAACCAAAUCGUGCGGUCCGUUCCUCCCGGUGCAGCAGAGCCAGACUGAUACCCACAAUCUCCCUCUGGUCGCCAUUCAGCCCGACCCCCACCCCCACCUGCUGCCGCCCCGACCCCCUCAGCUGCCCCCCAACCAGGACUCCCAACUGGAGGAGGCCACCAGGAGCCUCCACAAGGCCCUCGCCCUGGAAGGUCUGAGGGACUGGUACCUAAGGAACACCUUAGGCUCCUCCCACCAGAACCAGGCCAAUGGAAAGGUGACCGCAGGGACCAACGGCAGUAAGAUGAAUGGAGGAGUCAAAGGUCAGGUGGGAGGAGGCGGGGCUCUGCAGCGGAGACGGACGACACACGGUGUCAUUCAGCAGUCGGCCUAUCAGACUGAGACGAAUCAUCAUCACGCUGCGCCGCAUCACAAACACACGCUGCCGCAUUCAGCCACGUUCCACGGACACCCGCUGCACGGCAGGUCUGUGGAUGGCUCGCUCUACCACGACUCGUUCCCUGCUCAGAAGCAGGAAGUCCCUCUCAGAGAUCCACCGAUGGACCAACCGUCUCCUGGGACUCUGGUCUGACUCUCCAACCAAUCACGAUGCUGAGAGGCAGGCAAAGGGACUAAUUCCAGGCUGGCUUCCUGGGAUGAGCAGUAUGAAGGAAUGUGUGUCUUGGUUGGAAAACCCCGCCCACCUCGUUCUCGUCUGCCCUCAGGGUCGAGCUUCUGUUUGUAUAAAUGAACCAAACCCCAGACCAGGUCCAACCCUCCUCCCUCCUUUAUCACAGCCUUGUUGGAGGUCUAUCCUCCUCGCUGCUCGGGUCACUGCUGCUCUGCUCGAUGAACUUCUUCUAUCAGGGAUGGACUUUAAGUCAACAGCUGCUUUUCCACCAAACUCUCCAGGAACAUCAGUUCUACUAGGAACUAAUGACAGGAAAAAGUUCCUGCAGCAAUCUGUGUUGCAAAGAAGAAGAUUGAGCGAUUUCCUCUGAGAGUUGUCCCCUUCAGAAAGUAAUCUGUCUCGUUCUGCUUCGCCCUGAUUACUGCCACCAAAAGUGUCAUCUGCUGUGGAAGAUGCUACAUUUCUGGACUAAUUAGAGAUGUUCACAUGCACGACCUGCCCUGAGAUUUCUCAAACUAUCCUAACGGCUACUUCACUCUGAGGGAUUUUAGUUUCUAACAUGUAAACGACGUAAACGGUCGUGGCCAAAUCUUUGGUUCUCUUCGCUCGAUGGAGUCGCAGUUCUCAAAGAAACGAACUCAGCCCGACGAUCAGUGGCCAAAAGCAGCCGUAACUGUUCAGAAAGGAAGGUCCAGGUUCCUACGGUGGCAUCAGACUGAUGCUGAAACACCAGUCACAUGCUGUACGCGUCUUUUCCGAAUACAUUUUAAGAUUUAUUGUUAAAAGCUGCAGAUGGACGAGCCGAAGAUGAUUCUCUGCUUUUGUGGAAGUCGUUAUUUCUCAGGCGUUCAGAUUGAAGAUGGAGAUACGGCGUCUCUCACAGGUUCCUGUUUCUGGGAUAGCUAAAACAAAAGACUUCUGGAGUCCUUUCAGAGAUGCAGCCAUUUUCUGAAAGGUUUUAGAUUAAAGCAGAAACUGAACAAGGUGUCCGUGGCUCUGUUUCUACACCCUCGUCUUCAGACUGUGCUUAGACAAUCAGACUCUUUAAACACCAACGAGGAGGAGGACGUACCUCCUCCGAAGACAGAUGACAUCACCAGCUACCUGCAGCCAACCAGCAAAGCGCAAAAAGGAACUUUUUGGUGACUUGAUCAGGUGACCUGUCGAUCCCUCAGGUGAGUCCAGGCAGGGAGCGUCGCGGUGAGGUUCUCCAGCGUUCUCCCGGUUUGGACUCAACAUCUCUGCACUAAAACUCGAGCACAGAGUUUACUCCUGACACCAGCUGAACUGUCGCUGCUGCUGUUUGUGGCUUUAAGCAGCUGCAGAGUCCUCGAGUAGAAACCAAACGUGAACAGAACAGAAUAAAUCCUCUGAAGAAAACGGAGCUUCCCACCUCACUGCUGCAGAGUGACUCACAGAAGCUGACGUACUCACGAGUCUUUUCUCCGAAAAAGGAAAUAUUUUCUGUACGCGUUAAUUUAUCUGACAACUUUAGAUACUUGGAAACGAGGAUGCUUGCAAACGGGACACUUUAAUAGCCGAUACAAACUGCUGAAAUGUUCACUUGGUUUCUGAAAACUCGACUUUUUAACCGAGUCGAAGGAUUUGAAAUGUGAAUAUCUGACACUUUUCAUUUUAGUAAUUCACUUCUAAUCAUUUUAAGGUUUGGAUAGUUUGUUGGUUUCCACUGCAGGAACACCGGAGAGGUUUUAUUGUAAAGUUUUUAACUUUAGCAGCACUUUGCAGUGAGAAAUUACAAACGCAGAAAGUUGAACCGGAGAUUUUAACUGCCAGGCAACACCAUCUGCUCCCCUGGCAGCUGUUUCUUAUCAAAGAGCCAUUUUCACACAUGCAACUCACACAGCUUUACUAUGACUUCAGCCCAUGUCCAGCUCAGUCAGAUCACAAACAAACCAGUAUUUAAUUCCCGAGUGCAAAGUCGACGCUUUAGCCGAUGCAUGAAUUCUGGUGCAUCGUGGCCUCCGAGCUGCCCAUUCCAGGCAGUUUCCUAACUUAAACCCCAGAGAGUAAUUUACAUUAUCCUGUUUUGUCCCCACAUGUGACAAAGGAAACUUAAACUCUUGUAGUCUGAACCUAGAAUUUGGACGACUAGCACAUAUUUUGUCAGAAACACACCUGGAAGACUCCUUUCAGGGCAAAACAAAGGCACAUGCUCAGUGGUCGGUAAACGCCUCCUUUAGGGAAUGUGCUUGAGGUGGCCCACAAUGAGUGGGGCUCUAUGGCGCUCUUCCACAGGUCACUGAUUCGGUUUAGAGGAUCCUUUUUAGAAAUGUUAAAGGUGAAGUCAUCAGUUUAUCAUUAGACAUCAGUAGAACAUCAAGACAUCACAGGAAUCCUCUCAAAAUGUUCAACUACUGUGCCUAUAAAAAGCAAAAGACACUAAUUAAGUUUGGCUGCCAUCCCCUUUGGUGUAGGCUUCUCUCAUUUGUUUCCAAUACUCUUUUUUAUGGAGCUGAAACUUGGAGGGUUUGGAUUGUGGUAAAAUAUCUUUUUUUAGUUAUUAGGUAUUUGGCAGCCUCCUGAGCUCAGUCGCCUUCAUGCACCACAAACAGCUGCUUCUAUAUUUUCAUAAGACCAUAACAGACCAGUUAGCACACAUUAGCAGAGUGACAGCUGAGAAAGUUGUUUGCAUUUGUGAAAAUUACAGAAGAAGAGUUAAUAAAUAUUUAAGCAAUUUGGCUCCGGUGACUCCCAUUCAUUGAGGGUUUUGCAUUAACAGGAAGUGUAAAGGCUCUUUGUUGAAUGACUUUGGCACCAAUUCAAGGAAAAUACCCCACAGCUACCCAUAGUUCCUGCACUGGAAACCCCUCCCAAAUUUUUGUUGUUCGUGUUUUUUUUUUAAACAGUGAAUCCAGAUUAUGAUCAGCAGAUGAAUCCAUAAUGAAACAGUCAUCAGCUGCAGCUGCGACACAGUUUAUUCUCACAGAAAGACGAAAAUAGUCACAUCUAAGGGAACCAGAGUUGUUUGAUCAGACACUCGAUUGAUUAAGAGGGAUUGCUUUGGAGGUUUCUGUAUUUGUGGUUUAAAUGAGAUCCAGAUGUGGAGAAACAGCAUCAGCAGCUGGAAAGCUGCAAGAACCACUCAGACCUUCUGCCUCAUUCGGAGCCCUCAGUGAAGCCAUUGUCCUGCUGAGCUGACCGGGACUCCAAGUCCAGGACGACUGAAGCAAUAAGAGGAGCUGUUCCAAGUUUCAAAUUUUAACGCUGUUUCAGGAAAAAAAACAAAAAAAGCAUUUGCAGCGACAAUCAGGAAAUGUCACAGUCGUCACAGUAGUGACUGGUUAAUUGAUGAAUUUGAAUUUAUUCUGUUUUUUUCUUUUGUUUUUUUUGGUACUCUGCUCCAGAAAAAAGAUUUUAUAAAAAUGCCCGUGAAUGAAAUGCAGCUUUUUCAGCGCUGUGAAGUCAGUGUUAUUAAUCCAUAAGUUAUUGAUCAGGAUCUGUGUCCACACGUUCCUACUGUCUGUAUUUAUUGAUUGUCUUUCAGCGUGCGGUUGGCUCUGUCUUCAUAAGUUGCAGCUUUGCCUGACCCAGUCCCAGCUUUGUAUUUUUAAAUUCAGCUUCACUGAAACCGGCCUGACCUCCAGCUUCCCCCACAAUGAAGCCACGGUCACAUGACCCAGUAUGACGACAAACUCAGACCAAGUCGGUAGAUCAGCGAGUGAAGACUUGAGAGGUUAUGAUACAUCAAAGAAAGUUUCUCAGGUCACAGAUUCACUUUAGAAGAAGGUUUUAAGACAUUUUAAAGGUGAAAACAUCAGAUUUGUGUUCUAUCACAAAAGCAAAAAUCAUAUCUGAUUUAAGUUUGGCUGUCGUCCCCGUUAAUGUAGCACUAUCCUGUUUCCAGCGCUCUGCUGUUGAUUUCAAUGUGGAUCUCAAACUUGCUCAGAGAGCAAACAUCAACUUUAAUUUUGAGGAUCAAGAGAGCUGGAUCUCCAGUUUUCACACAUGACCUGUAGCCCAGAACUGUUCCAGGACUUACCCAAAUACAUAAGCUGGUCUUUAAUCUGCUCCAGCUCUUGGAUGUCUGGUGUCAUGUAGGAGAGCCGUCUUUGAGACAGUCCAGAGUGAUUUGGUGCCUUAUGAAGCUGAAGCUUCAGGCUAUUUUCUAACACUGUUGAAUCAGACAUGAAUGAGUAUUUAACCUGCCAGCUGCCUAGGAAAAGUCAUAGAUAAUGGGUUGUGGGUAUGGCUGAAUAGACCAACUAACAGUAGGGUGCAUUCACCACGAGAAUAAAUCUAUUUCCAGCAGUGUAAGAAGUUUAAAGUCUGUGUGAAAACAGCUGGAGACCAAAUAGUCUCUUUACUGGAAGAGCCCACAGUGUUAGGAGGAUGAGCUACGCCUGGUUUUCUUUAAAAAAUAACAGGCCUGCCCAUAUUCUCUCCAGUUUCCAAGGAGCAUAUUUUAUCAAGCGUUGUUGAAGGAGAACAUUCGAUGGAAACCAAAUGAAUUUAAGGAAUUCAGCAGCAGGUGAUUCGGGUGAGACUGGGAAUGUUGUAUUGACCUGGGAGUGGGUAAUGGCCAAAUCUAAAUCAGGUCCAUUUGUUUGCAUUUUUUAGGCACGUUUGCAAAAUCAGUCAUAUUUUGUGUAAGCAUCGCCGACCUCCAGAGAUCCAGGCAGGGUGUUGGAUAGUUUUAUUUUUCUGUCUGGAAGUCUGGUCAUGUGACCCUCCGGCUUCAGAAAGUCUCAGCAUGCCCCUCUCCUCACUCCACGCUCACACCAAAGCAGAAACAUGUGAAGAUACGAUGUAAAUACAGCACGCGUGUUCACGACUGUUUGAGCUGCCGUACUGCUCUACCUGUACAUAAUACUGCAGCGCCACUAAACAUACUGCAUUACUGCAGUACCAGGAUAUAAUGGUGUGGUACCAGUCUGAAUAUUUGUCACAUUCUGUACUCUCCAGUACCAGUAUUAGCUUGAGUGCAGUACUGUACUCCUGUUGUAGUACUGGUAAUGUGCAGUGCUAGUAUUCAGGGACCAGGACUGCAGACGUGCUGAUGUCCAGGUUCAGCGGAGCCUCUCUCAACCAAACCCUGUACAGUAUUUUGAUGAUUUAACAUUUAUUUCUUUCUGUGUCUCAGUAUGAGAGUAAAUUUCCUCCAGCUGAGUUAAGCACUUGGAUUUUUAGGUUAAAGCUCUGUCUCCUGUACUGCUGAAGUUGUACUAGUCUCCAGUACAGCUCUUUGCUCUGAGGGCCUCCUGCUGCCAUUCUGUGUCCCAGUUCAGGUCCAGGACCAGCUGUAGUACCACUGUGUGGACUGUGGCUCUGCUACGAUGCAUUCAGGUGCACUGUGUACAGUCUGUUUUUUCUGCUGUACAGUAACCCUGUUUAAAAAAAGGUUUUCUAUUGGUCGUUUGUACUUUUUCCACUCUGAACUCUUUCUGAUGUUUCAUGAUGGAAAUGAAGCUUGGUGUAAAUAAAGCCUGAGGCUGUCAGCAGGUGCUUUUUAAAUAAAGAUUUCU